AUGACAGCGGCGAUGGGAAACGAUGCACUCGGUAGCCGACAAUCCGGAACACGACUUGGUCAAUUCGCAAUACAGGCGUUAGAGCAGGAUAGAACUAGUGAUAAGGUACGCGUGAACCGAGAGGAACAUAAAUUAUUGUGCGUAUAUAAGAAAGUUAAACGGGCCGCUGUUGGCCGAUUGUUAGAUUCAACCUCGAACUGUGCGAACAUUUAUUCAACUACGAAGGCUCCGCAGUCCGCUCGACGACGUGAAGUGUUGUAUCACUUCUCUGGAUAUGCUCUCGAGAUGCUCAUGGUAAAGCUGGACCACAUGCAGCAAAGUGUUCUGCAACUACAGAUCGAAUUGGCCAAGCACCGGGAAGAAGCUGCGCAAAGCAAGGUGCACAUGACCGUGGGACUAAACGACAUGCAGCACAGUGUCCGGGAACUACAGACCGAAUUUUCCAAGCACCGGGAAGAAGUUGCGCGAAGCCAAAAUAACAGCGAUAAGAACCUGGUCGAGAUUAAGAGGGCCGUGCAGAACAAUUUCGAUUCGAUGCGUCGAUGGGAGGGUGAUGUUGGACGGAACUUUAGUCGCCUACAGGACCGAUCAUGGCAGAUCUUUGCGCUACAAGCUACGCAUACUACAAUGAAGACCAAUCUUCGUUCAUAUGUACCCUAUCGCUCGUGCAGUGACAUUCGGAAUGCACAAUCUGGGGCAUAUAUUAUCCAGGUGAACGAUGAAAGUAACCCUUUUAUGGCGUACUGUCACCGGGAUAUGAAAGGUGGAGGCAUCUGGUUGGUGAUACAGCACCGAUCCGACGGAUCGCUAAACUUCUAUCGCAACUGGACCGAGUAUCGGGAUGGUUUCGGUAACAUUGAGAAUGAGUUUUGGAUCGGACUGGAACGAAUACAUCAGCUGACAUCCGGGCGACCCCAUGAACUGAUGGUUGAGCUGAGAGACUUUAAGGGGAAUUAUAAAUUUGCACUCUACACAGCAUUCGAGAUUGGCAGUGAAUCCGAACAAUACAAACUGAAAACCCUUGGAGCGUACAACGGAACUGCAGGCGAUUCUCUGUCAAUUCACAAGAAUAUGAAAUUCUCGACGUACGAUCGUAAUAAUGACAUAUCGGAGACAGGAAAUUGUGCCGUAAUAUAUGAGAGUGCCUGGUGGUACAAAAGCUGCUAUAGUUCCAAUUUGAACGGGCGAUACAAAGAUAUAAACAAAAAAAAAUUGAUCAACUGGUACGCCUUCAAUAACUCCGUAGAAGGACUGGCCUUUUCAAGAAUGAUGAUACGACCAAAAGAAUAA
Molecule: messenger RNA, 1290 nt
Organism: Anopheles cruzii
Lineage: Eukaryota; Metazoa; Arthropoda; Insecta; Diptera; Culicidae
Product: angiopoietin-related protein 7-like
Exons: 2
Coding region: 1-1290 (429 amino acids)
Source: RefSeq, a predicted model, not a curated record